Messenger RNA from Entrophospora sp. SA101, 1035 nucleotides. NCBI's taxonomy places the organism in Eukaryota, Fungi, Glomeromycota, Glomeromycetes, Entrophosporales, Entrophosporaceae. The record is from the annotation of a GenBank genome assembly.
AUGACAAAAACUAAACAUAUAAAUAGUUAUGACUGGCUUAUAGAAGAUUUUCAAGAAUUCUACAAUUAUAAAAAUUGUCAAUCGUAUUAUAGUGAAAAAUUUUGUUCAACUGGACCACUUUAUUCAGAAGACGGAAAUGUAUUAAAAGAUAAUCAUGAGUUUAUUUGGCGGCUAAAAUUAUUACCUAGACAUAUAGAUAGUUAUAUCUCCUUGUAUAUUUGGCCUAUUCAAAAUGAGAAGAAUUUGGAAAAGUUGGAUUGUUAUGGAUAUUUAUCAGAGAAAAAAUUUAUAUUUAAUUCAGAUAGACCAUGUCAAGGCGUACCCGAGUUUUGUAAAAUUAGUCAAAUAUUCCCUGAUAAAGAUUACAAGAAAAAAACUAAUUUAUUGAUUCGUAUCCAAUUCACAUAUCCUUCUUUUAAUCAAAUCAAUGCGAAUACUAGUGAGGACGAAGAGUCAAACAAACAACUAGCGAUUAUUGAAAACCCAAUUUGUUUUGAUUUGGAAGAAUAUAUUAAUAAUGAGAAAUUUAGUGAUGUAACUUUUGAAUUUGGAUGUGGCAAUCAAUUGAAAGCAAGCAAAAUAAUAUUAUCAAUAAGAUCAGACUAUUUUAAGAAAAUGUUUAACGGAGAAUGGAGUGAAUCCAAUUCAAAUGUUAUCAAGAUGGAUGAAAAUAUAUCAUCUGAAUGUUUCAAAGAAAUUUUAUAUUUCUUGUAUACCAAUAGAAUUCAAGAUAAUUUAUCAUUUAAUGUUUUAAAAGAUAUUUAUUCAGAAGCAGAUAUGAGAGAUUUGGAGGAAUUAAAAGAUUUGACUGCAAAAAAAUUUAUUAAAAUGAUUGAUAAAAAUAAUUGGAGUGAGAUUUUGUUGUUGGGAUGGAAUACUAAUAAUUCAGAUUUAAAUAAUACUGCAUUGAAAUAUAUUAAUAAGAAUUGGUCUAGUGUUAGGGAUAGCGAGCAAAUGAAAAGUAUAUUAAGUUGUGUUGAUGUUGAUUUGACCGAAUCAUUAUUUUGUGCUAGAUUCUUUGGUAAAUUUCUUUGA